AUGGGAAGGGAGUUCAGUUUGGAGCUUUGUCUUUGGCCAUCUUCUUCUGCUUCAGAACCAACCUUCCAAUUCUCUGCAAUUCCCAUGAUGGCUAUGCCAUUGAAUCAUCAGAAGCAGAUCAUGGUUUUCAAUAAUGGAACAGCUUCAGUCUGUGACUUCACUGAACUCCAGGUACGAGCCAUAUUAGGGAUAGCAAGCCAAGAGAGGAAUAGCAGCAAGAGCCAAUGGUGGAGCAACCCAGAACGGUUGAGUCUGCAAAUGCCCAAUGGGAAUGCAGGUUUCUCCAUUAAGAAAUCUCUUCAGCGAUUCCUACAAAGGAGAAACACCAGAAGAAUUCGAUCCAUGUCUCCAUAUCACAAACAAUGUACCUAA
Messenger RNA from Cucurbita maxima (winter squash), 372 nucleotides. RefSeq lists its product as uncharacterized. The coding region runs from base 1 to 372 and encodes 123 amino acids. The transcript has 3 exons. The record is from RefSeq and is a predicted model, not a curated record. Lineage: Eukaryota; Viridiplantae; Streptophyta; Magnoliopsida; Cucurbitales; Cucurbitaceae.